Molecule: messenger RNA, 592 nt
Organism: Labrus mixtus (cuckoo wrasse)
Lineage: Eukaryota; Metazoa; Chordata; Actinopteri; Labriformes; Labridae
Product: protein S100-A14-like
Exons: 3
Coding region: 142-453 (103 amino acids)
Source: RefSeq, a predicted model, not a curated record
GUCAGUCUUCACUCGGUUUCUGUCGGUGUGUGUGUGCCUUGCUCUGUCCUCCUCUCUCUCUCUCUCUCUCGGUGUGUGUGUGUUUAAAUCGUGUGUGUGUGUGUGUGUGUGUCGGUGUUUUCGGCGAACAAACCUGCACAGAUGGCGACUAAGUUCUCAGAUCUGGAGCUGGCCAUCAACACGUUGGUCACAGAGUUUCAUAAAGCCGCAGACGACGGGCCGACCAUGAACACCACACAGUUUCAGACCAUGCUCUCCAAUCAGAUGCCUGCGUUCGCCAAGACGGUGGAGGGCGAGGACGCUCUGGCUCAGGUUCUACAGCAGAUGGGCGUUGAGAACGGUCAGGACAUCUCCUUCGAGAACGUCUGGACUCUGAUCAACAAACAGGCCGUCCAGCUGUUCAGCUCCACGCCCAAAGACAAGAGCAUCAAGUGUGGCUGCCUGCUGCAGUGACCCACCUGGAGACACCUGAGGACACCUGGAGACACCUGAGGACACCUGAAGACACCUGAGGACACCUGAAGACACUCGAUGACACCUGACAACACCUGGAGACACCUGAAGACACCUGAAGACACCUGAGGACACCUGA